This is a messenger RNA of Glycine soja, 5987 nucleotides long. RefSeq lists its product as uncharacterized. Gene Ontology annotation, biological process: DNA repair. Lineage: Eukaryota; Viridiplantae; Streptophyta; Magnoliopsida; Fabales; Fabaceae. The record is from RefSeq and is a predicted model, not a curated record. The coding region runs from base 2273 to 3277 and encodes 334 amino acids. Gene Ontology annotation, molecular function: DNA binding; endonuclease activity. The transcript has 4 exons.
UUGGGUUAUGAAAUUGCUCGGGGAUUCAAGUAAUUGAGCUGGACACAUUCCUGUGAAUGUUUCUGUGGCAAAUGCCUCCAAAUAGAGAGUUACUAUUCACACUACCAACUUUAAAGAAAAUAAUAGAGAGAUGAAUGAGUUUAGAGAGAGAAACAAUGGGUGGGAGAGAGAUAGGUUCAGGGGAAAGACAGUGGAGAGAGGUAGAGCAAGCUUCAGGAAGGUAACCCAAUGGGACUAUGCAAGUAACAAGACAUGAGGCCAGCAACUACAUAAGGUGUCUAAUUGGAGGGACCACAAUGAUAUCACAACCUUCUACUUCACUUGUUUUGGAGAAGAAAUUACAGAGGAGGAGUUAUGGCAACACUUCAAGAAAUGGGGAGAUGUCAGGAAGGUAUUCAUACCCAAUCGCAGAAAUUACUCAGGAAGGAGGUAUGGAUUUGUCAGACUUAAAGGGGUACGCGACAUUCCACACUUGGCACGGCAACUGGAUAGGAUCGUUAUUGGAGGGUUGAAACUAUAUGUCAACAUCCCUAAGCAUGGAAGGGACAAACCAAGAAAGGCAGAUGCAGGGAUCAAAAUACAGAGACACGAGGGGGGCACCCAAACAGAAACUGACCACGCCAGACAAGCACGUCAAACAAACCCAGCCUCAUACAGGGAUGUGCUCAUGAGAAAUAACAGAGCUCCGGGAUAGCGACUGGCCUCCAACAUCCAAAAUCACAGCCGCCAAACCUCACCUUCUUCAAUCCACAUUGACAUCGAACUUGAAGACACCAAGUGGUUGAAGGACGCGUGGGUAGGACGCCUAAGAAACCCAGCUACGUUUGAAAGAGUGGAGGAUGAAUUAUGGUGGGAGAUAGGAUUGAAAAUAGCCCCUAAAUACAUAGGAGAUGACUCAGUCUUGCUUCUUGGCCUCAACGAUGAGGACCCAGAACAAAUCAUGAAUAAGGGACAAGAUAGAGGCUCAUCUAUGUUUUACUCAAUGGAGAGGUGGAGCCCAAGCUUACGCACUGGGAAUAGGCUGGUCUGGGUUCAUUGUUGGGGAAUCCCACUCCAAGCUUGGGAUAAGAAACAUAUACAACAGAUUAUGUCUGUUAUGGGAGAUUUGGUGGAUAUGGAUGACGAGGUUGAAGAAAAACGGAGGCUGGACAGAGCAAGGGUGCUCAUUAAGACCCCAUGGAGGCCAACUAUCCAACACACCAUCCACGUCCACAUUGGUGAUGAAACAUUUGCGGUGGACGUUAUUGAGGAGAGCGACAGUGUAUUUCACGACUACCUUCGGGGGAGAAGGAGUUUCGUGGGGUUGUCUGACGAGAUCUUCUCGGACGAAAGUUAUUACAGAGACCACAACAGCCAAACGCACAACCAAACCCAUUUCGGGGCCAUCCCGUCGACGUCGGCGGCUAAUGUGGUGCGGGAAGACGACAUGCAAUCAACGGUGCCGGAAACACAAACUAAACAACGCUACCUCGCUUGUAGACCCGACGGCGGAGUUGAAGACCACGGCACAACUCUAUUAUCCAGCGGUCAACCGGGUUGCAAAUACCCAGUGGGUAAUAGUAGUAUCCCACGGACGUUUGGCAGACAACAACGGUCAACAACGGCACAACAGCUUUUUCACCAAAAUGGAAACAUUGAAAGGAGGGAGAUAGAUGAUAUGGCAGAGAUCCACAAUGUUUUAAAAGCUGAAACACGCGAUCACAGUGUCACAUGCGACCCGACAGAGGCGAAAGACCACUCAUGCAAUCAUGGAAAAUUAAAAAAAUCUGGAGGGUGAUGAAGACAGAGGUGUAGAGGCAGCUCGUGAGCAGCGGGUGGGCAAUUAUGAGGAUUCAAGUGGGCCAAACAAAAUGGUCAGCAGCUACACUUGUACCCCCAAUGAAAAAAUGCACAAAUUGGGCCUCAGCCCAAUAACCAACAAGGCAGAAAUAGAAAAUACCUGGCUAGUAUAUUCCAGACAAAGGAGGUGCCAAAAGAAAUCCAAAUCGGGCCUCACUUUAUAUAACACAGUGGAAGAAGAAGAGAGGAGUAGUACACCGGAUCAGUCCCCACAAAAAUUGGCACAAAGGGAAUUUGCGUGUCAUACCCUUGCACCUGAAACAAACAAUCACAAUGGUGGUAGGGAAGCAAAUACAGAGCCACAUCCAGCUCACGAGGCAGCUCAAUUAUGGAGCAUGGCUAAACAAUUGGGCGUUACAGGAGGAGAUGAGAAUGAUGCUAUCAUUGAAAAAAUUAAACUAAUGGAAGAAAGGGAUAAGACAGAAUAUGAGAGAUGGGAGUAAAGUGGGCAGCAAUUAGAAGAAUGAUAAAGAAGGAGGGUGCAGACAUGAUAUGCUUACAAGAGACAAAGAAAGAAGUUGUUGACAAAGCUAUGUGUCAGGCAUUAUGGGGGGAUGUGGAGGUUUGUUGGGAGAUGUUGCCAGCUAAUAAUAUAGUAGGAGGUAUAUUAUGUCUAUGGAGUGAAACAACUUUCAGGCUACAGAGUAAACUAAUUGGCAAUGGAUUCAUUCACUUGGCUGGGGAGUGGAUUAAAGAGGCACAACACAUCAAUUUAGUUACCGUGUAUUCACCUUGCGACAUUCACAACAAGAGAUUACUAUGGGAUAAUAUAAAGCAACUGAAAGAUUCUUUGUCUGGAGGGCUAUGGUGUAUCCUGGGCGACUUCAACAACAUUAGGAACCCAAAUGAAAGAUUUGGCAUAGGUAAGAGGAUAUCGGGGGACAACAGCAUCACAAAAUUCAAUGACUGGAUACAUGAGCUGGAGCUUAUUGAGGCACCAUGGAUCAGGAGAAAAUACACUUGGUUUAGACCAAAUGAGACAUCUAGGAGAAGGAUAGACAGGUUCCUGGUAUCACACGAAUGGUUGGACAGAUGGCCUGGCAGCUAUCAAUCUACUCUGGCAAGGAACUUUUCAGACCACUGUCCAAUCCUUCUUCGAUCCAAGGUAGCAGAUUGGGGUCCUAAGCCUUUUAGGAUACUCAAUUGCUGGUUAUCAGAUAAAUCCUUCAAGGAAGUUGUACACCAAUGCUGGACUUCUCACCAACAAUUAGGCUGGGGUGGGUUUGUCCUCAAGGAAAAGAUCAAGAGACUAAAACAAAGGCUGAAGAUUUGGAAUCAGGAACAGUUUGGAGAUACUCUCAAAAGGGUCAAGAAGAUAGAGGCUGAAUUAAACAAACUAGAGGAAGACACAAGCCAUAGAGAACUAUCUUCUCAAGAAGUCACGAAAAGGAAACAACUUCAAGAAGCCCUAUGGGUAGUUGCACAAGCCCAUGUGUAACAGCCGUAAUUGUUAAUAAAUAAAUAAUAUAGUAAUAAGUUAAUAAAUAAAUAAAUAAAUAAAUAAAAAUAUAAUUAGGUCAUAAAUCUCCACUAUAUAAACCAAAUGUUAACCUAGAGCAGCUUUUACAAAACACUUCUGUCCCUUUUUCUUUUCUGACGCACAAGAACCCUAACAGAGCAACCAGAGGAGGAGCUCUAGAGAGCACCAGAGACGCCACCAUUGCUAACAGAGAACAUUUAAGCGACUACCUCGAGGGAAAUUAAGGUGAAGUGGGAAGGUUCAAUUCAUACUUGAACUUGGCGUAGUUGGAGCACACAGACACAGCUGUUGCAGGCAUUAAAAGCAAAGCCAGCAGUUACAACAAUCCUCACGGAUAUAUAGAUGCCGUAAAGCACAAGGUUUGCUUUUUCUACUAAUUGCUCUGACCCUUCUUUCAUAUUCAACUGCAGAAUAGUCAUUUAAUAGUUGUACUCUGAUUUGAAAUCAAUAGUUUUUGUUUUGUAAUUUUUGGCCCCCAAUAUACCAAUUUGGUUCAUGUCAAUGUUUCACUUCAGUCAAAUAGUGUAUAACCCAGUAACUAGUACGACACUGCUGGUUUUAUGUAUGAUUUUCUUCAAUGGAUUCAUUCCCUUUAUUCUUUCUUGUUUGUGUCUAUAGGUAAUGGGAUAAUACUAGUGUAGGGUCUCAUUUGGUCAUUUAGUCAUUAUUGGAAUAAGUUUCCACAGGUUUUUUUGGAUACUAAUAUUAAUAAUAUUCUGAGCGAAGUACCAUAUACCCAUCGUAUCUCGUAUCCGGGUUCUCGCGUGUGUGACCAAAAUAUACACAUCCCUUUAUUCUCGAAAUAGGAAAUGUAACUAGCAAAACUUACCCACAAGCCACACCAGCUGUAGUCUGUUCACAGUUGUGACCAAGACAAUGGUCAUUAAUUUCGUUCUCGUCAAAUUUAUCUUACUUGAUAUAUUUAGAGUCCGAGGAGAUAUCAUCCUCACAUAUCCCAAGAAAAUCCUCCUACAAUAUCAAGACAUCCAUCAACAGCUCCAAAAUGACAGAUAUGCCUGUGAUGUAUGAACACAGUACAUAGCAUCCUAAGCUAAUUGUUUGGACUUGCCUCUCCCAUUCUGCAUAAUGACAGAUAUGGCUGUCAUGUAUGAACACAAUACAAAAUAUGAAGCCAACAAAUGAACCAUAACAAUAACCUGACAAUAAAAGGGGAUAAGCUUUCCAAUCUUCAUCUGGAAUGUGGCAGCAAAUUAAAUGGCUGUCUCUGAAGCCACAGAAAAGCAACCACGUGAACAGAAAGCAACACAACAAAUUACUGCAUCACUGGCUAUUGUUGGCAAUUUCUAUAAGCUGUUGUUCCUUGCUCUGAAUUUGUGGAAAUACACGAAUGAACCAGGAGACUUAGUCUUACAAUUCAAGCACCUUAUUCCCGACAAAUGCAACCAGAUAGGAAGCAAAAUAAGCAUAGCCUAAAAUAAUUGACAAAAAAUAUCAAUAAUAUAUUAUGAAAAAAUGAGCGUACAGGUUCUUAUGUGAGUUACUGAGAGUAGAAAUAAGUGAAGAAAGAAAUAUAUAUUAGGGGAGGGGGAGGGGGGACUACAUACUUCAUUACUCCAGCUUCUAAUCACCUGAACAAAGAGCAGGUCAUUAGUCUUAGUUAACCAGAUCAAAAGUUGAUGCCUAUAAGUUAAUAGAUACUAAGCCUUAUGCCCUUUGAAGAUGAGUAUGCACAUGACUGUCAACUUCCUUUUCUAUUAUAAUUCUCCUUCAGGUAAUAUUAUUUGCUUGCAGAAGACGAUGAUGAGGAUGAAGAUGUUCAGGUAAGAUUAUUCGGGGCAUGGAGGAGAGGUAUAGAUAUUUGAUGCUGUAUAGCGUGUUGGAUUCUAAAACUCAUGUAUAUUUGCAUGAAAUAUAGUAUACAACGCCAAACAUGUUGCAGAGGAUUCUAUUUCUAGAUAAUAACAACUAGCAACAUAUUUUUUAACAUAUUUAUUUUUAUUGAUUGAAAUAUAUUCAAAAUUAUAAAAUUAAGAGAGAAUUAGUGUGUUCCAAAUUUAUGGGACAAUUAGUGUGUUCAAGUUGAAAAUUGUUAGAGGCAAUUUGUCUUCUUCAUUACAGUUUGCUGAACUUUUUCAUGCAAUGAUUCGUUGUCACUCCAUCUUAUUUUAGGGUCCUGGACGAAAUGCACGUAUUGUAUACAUUGAUGGGGCAUUUGACCUCUUCCAUGCCGACCAUGUUGAGGAAUAUGAUUCAUUACAAUAUACUUGGAUCUCAAUAAAGAGUUAUCUACAUUGGAGGUUGAAACUGGGAUGAAUCUUAAGGCCACAGAGUUGAGGUAAGGAAGUUGAAUCUGUGAUGAAUCUUAAGGCCAUAGAGUUGAAGUAAGGAAGUUGAAUCUGUGAUGAAUCUUAAGACCUCAGAGUUGAGGUUGAGAUAGCUUGGGGUAAUGAGUUUAAGAAACGUUCAUGCAGUGACUCUAUUGAAAGCCAGAAGAGAUCUUGCGAGAACCCACUAUGGAAAGCCACUUUUGUGAGCCAAUAUGUUUUUGUUUUUAGAAAAGAAAGGAUAGUUUCUUAGAUAUUGUUGUUUGUCACAACAACUUUUGUGGACCGUGUUGUUGAAUUUUUUUUCUUGUAGAAUGACAAUGUUGUAUGCAAUUUUAUCUGUUUAUUAUCCACUAAAUCAAUGUCAUUUAAAUUAUGUUAAU